AUGCGCUUCCUUUCGGAAUUGAAGGCUAUCAUUGAUGAAGACGAGCCCAAUCCUUGCGUAGGAUCUAAGCGUCGUCGAAACACCUCGGAUUUUUGCAUUAAUUUUCACCACCUUUUUCUGUCCUUUCUUUUCAAUCUACUUUUUUUUUUAAUUACCUCGCACGCUAAUCUUCUUUAUUCCAAUAUCAACCUCUCGAUUUCUCUUGCUUCUCAUCUCUUUCUCAUCUCGCUGCAUGUAAAACUCUUCUCUCCCGCAUUAUUUUUUUCUCUUUCCCUUACUCUAUCUUUAAGUCUAGCUUUGUUACCUUUUCUGGUUGAUUCUCUGUCCACGGUUUGUUUGUUUUUUCUUUCUUUCUUUCUUUCUUUCUUUCAUCUUCACAAUAUUCUUUCCCGUUUUCUUCUCUUUAAAUUCUCGCACUAUUUCUCCCCCCCCUCUCUCUCUCUCUCCCUCUCUGCGUUAUAA
This is a messenger RNA of Acanthosepion pharaonis, 462 nucleotides long. The record is from the annotation of a GenBank genome assembly. NCBI's taxonomy places the organism in Eukaryota, Metazoa, Mollusca, Cephalopoda, Sepiida, Sepiidae.